This is a messenger RNA of Ustilaginoidea virens, 960 nucleotides long. RefSeq lists its product as uncharacterized. Bases 1 to 960 code for a protein of 319 amino acids. Gene Ontology annotation, molecular function: NAD+ binding; oxidoreductase activity, acting on the CH-OH group of donors, NAD or NADP as acceptor. The transcript has 3 exons. The record is from RefSeq and is a predicted model, not a curated record. Gene Ontology annotation, biological process: fatty acid metabolic process. NCBI's taxonomy places the organism in Eukaryota, Fungi, Ascomycota, Sordariomycetes, Hypocreales, Clavicipitaceae.
AUGGCUAGCUCAGUUCUGAAAUUGCGCGCUCUGGGAGCGGCGCGCCAAGCUCGCCUUUUCUGCACGACAAUGCAGCGCCGCAAUGCCGCCGAGGUGAAGACCCUGGGCGUUAUUGGUGCUGGUCAAAUGGGUCUCGGCAUUGCAUUGGUUGCCGCCAAGGAAGCCCGAGUGCCCGUUGCGUUGAUUGAUAGCUCCGACAAGGCGUUGAGCAAGGGACUCGCUUUUGCCGAUAAACUUCUCGCAAAGGAUGUGUCCAAGUCUCGCAUCACUCAGGACCAGGCCGACCAGGCACGAUCCCUCUUGAAAGCGAGCACCAACAUGGAGGACCUUUGCAGCGUCGACUUUGUCAUCGAAGCCGUUCCGGAAAUCCCCUCGUUGAAAUUCGACAUUUUCCGCAAUCUCGCCAAAAUCUGCCCGAAGCAUGCCAUUCUUGCUACCAACACGUCAUCCAUCUCCAUCACCAAGAUCGCGGCGGCUACAACGUCCGACCCGACAGACACGUCGACCUCGUCACGGGUGAUUUCAACUCACUUCAUGAACCCCGUUCCCGUGCAAAAGGGCGUAGAAAUCAUCAGCGGGCUUCAGACGAGCAAACAGACGCUCGAGACGGCCGUGGAGUUUUGCACAAAGCUCGGCAAAAUCGCCUCGGUCUCGGCAGACGCGCCGGGCUUCCUGGCAAACCGUAUCCUGAUGCCCUACAUCAACGAAGCAGUCAUUUGUCUGGAGACCGGUGUUGGCGAUCGCGACUCAAUCGAUGCCAUCAUGAAGAAUGGCACCAAUGUCCCCAUGGGUCCCCUCCAACUGGCCGACUUUAUCGGCCUGGAUACGUGCCUUGCCAUCAUGAAAGUGUUGCACCAGGAAACCGGCGACUCCAAGUACCGCCCCAGCGUUCUACUAGGCAAGAUGGUAGACGCUGGCUGGCUUGGUAAGAAGGCCAACAAGGGAUUCUACGAUUACUAG